This is a messenger RNA of Ananas comosus (pineapple), 1421 nucleotides long. Its product is annotated as glyceraldehyde-3-phosphate dehydrogenase A, chloroplastic. NCBI's taxonomy places the organism in Eukaryota, Viridiplantae, Streptophyta, Magnoliopsida, Poales, Bromeliaceae. Gene Ontology annotation, biological process: glucose metabolic process. Gene Ontology annotation, cellular component: chloroplast; apoplast. The annotation marks the transcript as partial. The transcript has 5 exons. Gene Ontology annotation, molecular function: glyceraldehyde-3-phosphate dehydrogenase (NAD+) (phosphorylating) activity; NADP binding; NAD binding. The record is from RefSeq and is a predicted model, not a curated record.
CACUCCCACUCAAUCCCCUCGGCCGCCCUCUCGGUCGCCAACGCCUCGCUCCAGGGGAGCGGGAAGGGGUUCUCCGAAUUCUCGGGGCUGAGGAGCGCCUCGCUGCCCGUCAGGAAGAUCGCCACCUCCGACGACUUCGUCUCCGUCAUCGCCUUCAGAACUUGCGCGGUGAGCGGUAAUGGCGGUUACAAGAAGGGAGUGACGGAGGCAAAGCUAAAGGUGGCGAUCAACGGGUUCGGGCGCAUCGGGCGCAACUUCCUGCGGUGCUGGCACGGGCGGAAGGACUCACAGUUGGAGGUGAUUGCGAUCAACGACACCGGCGGCGUGAAGCAGGCCUCGCACCUCCUCAAGUACGACUCGACGCUUGGCAUCUUCGACGCCGACGUCAAGCCCGAGGGUGACUCCGCCAUCUCUGUUGACGGCAAGGUCAUUAAGGUCGUCUCCAACCGCAACCCCGCCAACCUCCCGUGGAAGGAGCUAGGGAUCGACCUGGUGAUUGAGGGGACGGGAGUGUUCGUCGACCGAGAGGGGGCGGGGAAGCACAUCUCAGCGGGGGCAAAGAAGGUGCUGAUCACGGCGCCCGGGAAGGGCGACAUUCCCACCUACGUCGUGGGCGUCAACGCCGACACGUACGCUCCCGAUGAGCCCAUCAUCAGCAACGCCUCCUGCACCACCAACUGCCUCGCCCCCUUCGUCAAGGUCCUCGACCAGAAAUUUGGUAUCAUUAAGGGAACGAUGACCACCACCCACUCCUACACCGGCGACCAGAGGCUGCUCGACGCGAGCCACCGCGACCUGCGCCGUGCCCGUGCCGCGGCCCUCAACAUCGUGCCGACGUCCACCGGCGCGGCCAAGGCGGUGGCGCUCGUGCUCCCCUCUCUCAAGGGCAAGCUCAACGGCAUCGCGCUCCGCGUCCCCACCCCGAACGUCUCCGUCGUCGACCUCGUCGUCCAGGUCAGUAAGAAGACCUUCGCGGAAGAAGUGAACGCGGCUUUCCGCGAAAGCGCCGAGAAGGAGCUGAGCGGCAUACUGUCGGUGUGCGACGAGCCGCUCGUGUCGGUGGACUUCCGCUGCACCGACGUGUCGUCCACCGUCGACUCGUCGCUCACGAUGGUCAUGGGCGACGACAUGGUCAAGGUGAUCGCGUGGUACGACAACGAGUGGGGGUACUCGCAGAGGGUUGUAGAUUUGGCCGACAUCGUCGCAGCAAACUGGAAGUAGAGCAAACCGUACGUACGUAACAUUUUCUCUUGUUCCUUCAAUUUUUCCCCUUCGCUGGGAACUUUGUAACGAGAACGCGAAAAACCUUUUCUUCUCUUUUUCUUUCUUUUUCCCUUUCCUUUUUUUUUUUGGUCCUUGAAUGAAUGCAACGGUUCUGUAUCUUGUAAACCGAUUCUUAUAAUAUAUCUGAUGUUAUUAAA